This is a messenger RNA of Lethenteron reissneri (Far Eastern brook lamprey), 3687 nucleotides long. Its product is annotated as tRNA N(3)-methylcytidine methyltransferase METTL2-like. Lineage: Eukaryota; Metazoa; Chordata; Hyperoartia; Petromyzontiformes; Petromyzontidae. Gene Ontology annotation, molecular function: tRNA (cytidine-N3)-methyltransferase activity. The record is from RefSeq and is a predicted model, not a curated record.
GUGACGUCACACGUGGCAGCAUGGCGGAGGCCGGUCAGGAUCGAAGGCCCCGCUUCGGCACGCGUCUGCUGGAGGGAUCUGGAGCGCACGUGUUCGAGCACAACGCCUGUUAGCGGCCAACCAUGAGCAUAAUGCGAGGGGUGGUGAUACCUGGCGCGUGGAGACUAAGGUGGGACCUUGGCCUGGUUAAGCGGCAGUGCAGGCAGGUGAGCUCGUGGGAAAAGCCCAAGGCUCCCCUAGGCAGCCGCCUCCUCACCGAUCCCAGCCGCGUCAUGGAGCACAACAUGUGGGAUCAUGUGCAGUGGACAACUGAGCAGGAGGAGGAGGCCAGGCACAAGGUGCAGGAAAAUGCAAUGCAGAAAGCCUCUGAGGAGAAGCAGGAACAGUAUGAAAAGGAAGCCAGUAAUUUUUGGAAUGGCUUUUACAAAAUCCAUGAGAAUCGUUUUUUCAAAGACCGGAACUGGCUCUUUACCGAGUUCCCAGAGUUGCUGGGAAAAGAAGACUCUUUGGCUGACCCAGAAGUGACCUCCGACAGAAACAUGAAGCACAUAGCCUCUGCAACUGAGAUUGUAGGUGACCAUACUGUGUGCCAGCAAGCAUCAACAGACUUGUGUAAUGCAGCAGCAAUGCAGAUGACCCUAAAUGAUUGUAAUACUUUUCCUGGAUCACUUGCAACAUUCCGAAUCCUUGAGAUUGGCUGUGGAGCUGGAAACACAAUUUUUCCCAUUCUUCAGACAAACAAUGAUCCUGGUGUUUUUGUGUACGGAUGUGAUUUUUCGCAAUCAGCGGUGGAACUUGUCAAGUCCCAGCAAAACUAUGACGCUUCAAGAUGCCACGCCUUUGUCCAUGACCUCUGUGACGAAACAUCCACUUUCCCAUUCCCAGAAGAGAGCUUGGACAUCGUAAUUUCUAUUUUUGUACUCUCUGCAAUCCACCCAGAAAAGGUUCAGGCAGCUGUGACUCGGUUGAGCCGGUUGCUCAAACCUGGAGGUGUGUUCCUCUUUCGAGACUAUGGGCGAUAUGACAUGGCCCAGCUUCGAUUCAAGAAGGGUCGUUGCUUAGCUGAUAAUUUCUACGCACGUGGUGAUGGAACAAGAGUGUACUUCUUCACCCAAGAGGAGGUGGCAAGACUAUUCUCAUCUGCGGGUAUGGAGGAGGUUCAGAAUCUGGUGGACCGCCGUCUCCAAGUGAACCGUGGAAAGCAGAUCACAAUGUAUCGUGUCUGGAUUCAAGCCAAAUAUCGCAAGCCCCUGAGAUGACAUCAUGCAUUUUCAUCACCCCAGUGUAUUCUGUAAACAGUCGUACCAAAAUCGAAUUUAAAAUUAGCAUUGUAAAGUAUAACACUUAUUUGGUGUGUGAUUUAAGUUAAUCAGAUGGUGGUAUUUUCAGUGCAUUAAUGUAAAACCAAGUUGAAAUCGGGACAUUAAAGAUAAUUGUUAUAAUACAUGUGUGAAUUAUACAUUGCCAGUUAAUUAAAUAACUUUAGAGCGACUAUUUUUCUCGAAAAUGGACCUGUUUUUACAAAGUGAUUAUUGAUGUUUUUAAACCUUGCCUUCCAUACUGUGUUAUAAACCGAGACAAGCUAGAUUGUGACAAGAUCUGGUUUUGGUCACAGUGUUUUGUCGAGUUGACUCAUUUGGGAUAUCGUACAGUGUGUUUUGAAAUUAUUUAUGCCAUUUAUAACGUGAACAAAGUAUUUCUCCACAUGUGACUUUGUUAUUUAUACAAUACUUUGUUGUGAAAUCUAUUAUUUUUACAUGGUAAUGGGUGUAACGUAAGGUUAACCUUCAAACCUCAGUUUUACUGCCAUUUAUGAGACGGUGAUGAUGAAUUAUACUUCUAGAUUGGUUUUUACGGUUGUGCUGUAUCACUGAUGUUUUCGGGUUGUACUGUGAUUGGCACAAUGUCCAACAUUUCAACUUGGUUCCUGAAGCUUUCAACAUGUGGAGCGAAGUUUCAGACACGCUGUACAAUGCGUGGUAUAAACUCAAAAACAUUAUAGAUCUGCUGGUUUGUAUGUUUGCACAUUGAUAGCAUUCACAAGGCUUUCUGGUGGUAUUUUUUAAAACUUUGCUUGCAAAAACCAAGGUAGCAGGCAUAAAUCCCAACCAUCACCUCAAUGUCUCCACUUAAGACUGGAAGCUAUACCCUGAAAACCCUUGUAAACGAGAUUAUCUAUCCCAAGAGAUUUUUCCAGUGAAAUAUAAAAAAAAGUUCACUUUUAAAGCUGUAAAAGCCAGAGGUUCUGCUUCAUCAAUAAUGACAGAAACUCAACAAAUGUAUCAAUAACACUGUCUGAACACAUUAGUAAAUUUCCCGCAACGUCCGGUAUUGAACAAGUCAUAACAUAGGGUUAUUUAUUUUAACUAAUGUUCAAACUAACUUCCAUUAACAUUAAUGCAUGCAUUAAUUCUCUUCUGAUAUGAAUAUACGACUUUUUAAAGUUUGCAUGUGUAAUUCUUGAACAUAUCAAUUGUUUUGUCUCCAUUCAUGGUUCUUGGAAGAGUUUUGUAAAUGUCAUCUGAAAAAAAAGAAUAAAAUAGGUAUGAUAAAUAAAAUAUUAACUUAAACAAUAGACAUUUUUUUUUAUAAAAAUGCUAAAAUAAAUGAAAUCGCCCUGUGUCUUGACUUUUGGGCCACCCUCUAUAUCUUUUACUUUUAAGGUAGUGUUAUUGACGAAUGAGUUUUUGUUUGUUAAUUUUGCUUGUGCACCACUGCCUACAUACAAUAGGUUCACCAAAUCUAUAACAGUGGUUUCAUUAUAAACUCGAGAUACACUGACAAACUCAACUUUAACUCCACGACACAUAGUUUGGUAGUAGUUUUUACCGCUCAAAACGUAGUUUUUCAGUAGGCAAACUUUAUCCCAGCUCACCAAUUACAAAAUAACUUUACGAAAAAGCGACGUGCCUGUCAAAUGUACUUUACUGUUACCACCCACUGCAUUUUACAGACUGGAUAUUUAUAGAGUACUGUUUAUAGUAUGGGUGACUUUAAGUGUAAACUAAUCCAACUAGCCGUUUAUGUAUGGUCUGGUUAUUUAUCUCAAGUCUGGUAUGAGGGAUUGGCAGUUUUAUUAAUUACGAGCACGAAUUAAAAAUAAUCCAUUGUCAUUGGACAAAUGCAUACUUUUGGAGGCACUCGGGUUCAUUGAAGUUAUGCAUGACUACAGUACUGUGGUAUUUAAAAAAAAGUUUACAAAUUGAAUAUUUCUAAACGUUUGGACUGUUCCAUAAAUUGAAAUGCACUUCAUGUAAUGAUGAAACACUAUCAUGUAAUAUGUAAUUGUGUUAAAUUACUUUUGAAGCGUUGACCACCUGUUGAAAACUUUAUAAUAAUCUUAAGAAUGGAAAGGAGAAAACCAAGGGAAUAAUGAACGAAACAAAUUGUUAAAAAAAAAAUCGAACAUGCAGUACUGUUUAGUACUCCGAAAGCCAUGGCUACAAAGCAAACACAGCAACCACAACACGACAAACCACAACAAAACAAGGAUUUGAGUAUGAUGGUGGUCCCGGCACAAAUGAUGCUGUGUACGUUUGUUUUCGGCGGAUAUGUGAACAGGGUUGAUUACGUGAACAUCAAUAGAAUGUCUGUACUGCGACGUAUAAAUAGGUUGCUGGACACAAAUAAACGUGGGAGGCUGAUGUAUUUAUACUUGAGAAUAAAAUGUAUGCAUUUUUAAGAAUA